AUGUCUGAGGAAAUGGAUUUAGGCUCCCGGGAAAAAUCCCCAGAUUUCGAAGAGUGGGAAGCAGAAAGGGGGGAAAUAGAGUUAGUGGAGGAAGAGAGAGAGAUGCAGUUUAGUCCGAAUGUCCUAGCAAUGGAAAACCCUGAUCCACCUGCAAACAGUCCGGAGAAAGAGGGUACUAGCGAUAGUGACGACCAAAAUUCCCAAAUGAAAAGCAUGAUGGCCAUGAUACAGCAGCUAAUAUCAAGAUCAGAUCAGGCUCAGGAAACACAAAAACGGGCUCAAGAAAAUACAAAUCAACUAGUUCAACGGCAAUUCGCAGAAAUAAAAUUGGGACAGGCAAAUUUGGCUGAGGAAUUGAAGGAGGGGCAGAGACUGUUAAAGAACGAAUUACAGAAGGGCAUAGAUCAGGCCAUAUUAAAGUGCAGUCAGGCCAACGAGGCCUUAAGACAAGAAAUAUCGGGGAAAUUGGAGGAGGAGGUCGAAAAGGUCAGAAAGGAAAUUGGUAGAGUCGGAAAGGAAGUUAAGCAGUGUGAAAAUACUUUAGAAAGAGAAUUAGUAGGAGUGAAGCAGGAAUUCGGAAAAGAAAGAGAGGACCGGAAUUCCAAAAUCCAACAACUGGCUGACUAUCAGGAAUCAGAAAUGGCAAAGGUAAAACAGAAAGUCAGAGAGAUUCGAGAAAGAGUAGAUAUCGGUAAUGCUGAAAUAAAUAGUACCAUCAUUGUGACAGAAGAAAAUGUGGGCACACUUCAAGAAAGGGUGAACAAGGUUGAAGAAAUAAAUCAUGAGUUGUUAAAAUCCAAUACAGGUGUCCAACAAAAAUUUGAUGAAAGCGCCGAUGCUUUUUCGAGGCGACUAGGGGAGGAGCGUAAGCAAAUUGAGCAAAGGGUAGAAAGUGACCAAUUGAAGGUACAACAUGAAUUGAAACAAUUGGAAAAAGAAAUAGUAAAUUUAAAACAAAAGGUGGAACAACAGUCCAAGGCCACGCCCCCGAGGGUGGAACACUCCGUAGGUAAGGGUGUAGAAAUUCCAGGUACUUCAUGA
Molecule: messenger RNA, 1041 nt
Organism: Cryptotermes secundus
Lineage: Eukaryota; Metazoa; Arthropoda; Insecta; Blattodea; Kalotermitidae
Product: MAR-binding filament-like protein 1-1
Exons: 1
Coding region: 1-1041 (346 amino acids)
Source: RefSeq, a predicted model, not a curated record